AAUAGUAUAUAUGCUUUCCAGGCCAAUGCAUGAUUAUCUCAGAAAUGGGAAUUUCCAUUUCUCUCCUUCCCUUAAGAAUAUUGCCUAGAUUUAAUUACGUUUGGUGCGUUUAAUAUAUAUAUAUAUUGAUUUCCUUAACCUAUACUGACUCAAUGACAAGCAUGCUAAUGCUAGUCCCCUUUAUACAACCAAAAAACUGGUUCUUUUCUUGGUUCUGACACAAGCAAGAUUUUGGUGAAUGGAUUUCUGGCUUGUAAAGCAGGGAGUGGGUUCUAAUCUAAGGAUUACCUUGAGCAAAAGUAAUCCGAUUUGAAAGUUGCUUUUGCUAGUACCUAAAGCAGUUGCUAUUAGCUGAAAAAUUUAGCAUUUCUUUUUUGGUUUGUGGUUCUUGCGCCCUUCAUGACUUCAAUGGCAAUGAGGAUAAGAGAAGUUGGUCUCCAUUUUGUGGUUUUCUUGUGGUUUUCGACCACUGCAAAUGGAUUGUUGUCUCCUAAAGGAGUAAAUUAUGAAGUUCAAGCUUUAAUCGGAAUAAAAGCUUCUUUACAUGAUCCUCAUGGGGUUCUUGAUAAUUGGGAUGGAGAUGCUGUUGAUCCAUGUAGCUGGACCAUGGUAACUUGCUCUCCUGAGAGUCUUGUCAUUGGCCUGGGAACUCCUAGCCAGAAUUUAUCUGGAACUCUUUCUCCAACUAUUGGCAACUUGACAAAUCUUCAGACCGUGCUCCUGCAAAGCAAUAAUAUUACAGGACCCAUUCCUGCAGAGAUAGCACGGCUCUCAAAGCUUCACACACUUGAUCUUUCUGAUAAUUUCUUUACUGGGAAAAUUCCUUCCUCUUUAGGCCAUCUGAGGAGUCUAGAAUACAUGAGGCUAAAUAAUAACAGUCUCUCUGGAGAAUUCCCAUUGUCAUUGGCUAACAUGACCCAGCUUGUGUUACUUGACUUGUCAUUCAAUAACCUGAGUGGCCCUGUACCAAGAUUUCCUACCAAAACAUUCAGCAUUGCUGGAAACCCUCUAAUCUGCCCAACAGGUUCUGAACCAGAAUGCUUUGGGACAACACUAAUGCCAAUGUCCAUGAACUUGAAUAGCACACAAACAGCUCUACCUUCAAACAAACCAAAGAGUCACAAAAUAGCUGUUGCAUUUGGCUCAAGCGUUGGUUCUGCCUCACUUAUCAUUCUUGUGUUUGGAUUAUUUUUGUGGUGGAGGCGAAGGCACAAUCAACCGACGUUUUUCGAUGUCAAAGAUCGCCAGCAUGAGGAAGUUUCUCUUGGAAACUUGAGGAGGUUCCAGUUUAGGGAACUUCAGAUUGCGACAAACAAUUUUAGCAAUAAGAACAUACUUGGAAAGGGAGGUUUUGGCAUUGUGUACAAAGGGAUUCUCCAUGAUGGGACUGUUGUAGCUGUCAAGAGGCUUAAAGAUGGCAAUGCCAUUGGAGGAGAGAUUCAAUUCCAAACUGAAGUUGAGAUGAUCAGCUUAGCAGUGCACCGGAACCUCCUUAGGCUCUAUGGAUUUUGUAUGACACCAACAGAAAGACUUCUAGUUUAUCCAUACAUGUCCAAUGGCAGCGUAGCUUUGCGUCUCAAAGGCAAACCAGUCUUGGAUUGGGGCACCAGGAAGAGAAUUGCUCUAGGAGCUGCGAGGGGACUAUUGUACCUCCAUGAGCAGUGUGAUCCAAAGAUAAUCCACAGGGAUGUUAAGGCUGCAAAUAUAUUACUUGAUGAUUAUUGUGAGGCUGUAGUAGGUGAUUUUGGGUUGGCAAAGCUUUUAGAUCACCAAGAUUCACAUGUCACGACUGCUGUCAGAGGCACCGUUGGGCAUAUAGCACCUGAAUAUCUUUCGACUGGUCAAUCCUCAGAGAAAACUGAUGUUUUUGGAUUCGGAAUUCUGCUUCUUGAAUUAAUCACAGGCCAAAGAGCAAUAGAAUUUGGCAAGGCAGCGAACCAGAAAGGAGCCAUGCUAGACUGGGUAAAGAAAAUUCAUCAAGAGAAAAAGCUUGAAAUGCUUGUAGACAAGGAUAUAAAGGGAAAUUAUGAUAGAAUUGAGCUUGAAGAAAUGGUACAAGUUGCCCUCUUGAGCACCCAAUACCUUCCUAGCCAUAGACCCAAAAUGUCUGAAGUAGUCAGAAUGCUUGAAGGAGAUGGUCUUGCAGAGAGAUGGGAAGCUUCUCAAAGAGCAGAAGCAACUAAGUCCAAACCCCACGAGUUCUCCUCGUCGGAUCGAUAUUCUGAUCUCACUGAUGACUCUUCAUUACUAGUCCAGGCAAUGGAGCUCUCUGGUCCAAGGUGAAUUCCUUACAAAAAAUUUUUAAUAUAUAUAUUUCCCUUUCUUUUCUUUUUCUAUUUUGAAGAGACUUAGAAUGGAAGAUCAAGUUAUAGGAGAAGCUGUUUUGUGAUAGUAUUUUAAUGAUUGAGGGUUCUUUUGUUGUAUUAUAGUAGUAUAAUCGAAGCUCCAAAGGGCUUUGAUGUUUUCAUCAAAUUGUACAGAUCCUGUAUUGAGAAACUGACACUACUGAAAAAUCCAUGUAUUUGUAUCGCCACCGAGUGACAAUGCUAUGAGGAUCCAAUUUAGUUUGUGAGUUAA
This is a messenger RNA of Populus nigra (black poplar), 2577 nucleotides long. Its product is annotated as protein NSP-INTERACTING KINASE 1-like. Gene Ontology annotation, biological process: protein phosphorylation. Gene Ontology annotation, molecular function: protein kinase activity; protein binding; ATP binding. The transcript has 11 exons. The coding region runs from base 400 to 2283 and encodes 627 amino acids. The record is from RefSeq and is a predicted model, not a curated record. Lineage: Eukaryota; Viridiplantae; Streptophyta; Magnoliopsida; Malpighiales; Salicaceae.